Messenger RNA from Closterium sp. NIES-65, 2004 nucleotides. Lineage: Eukaryota; Viridiplantae; Streptophyta; Zygnematophyceae; Desmidiales; Closteriaceae. The record is from the annotation of a GenBank genome assembly.
AUGGAUAGACCCCCUGCCGCCUCGCUCGCGCAAGCAACCGCCGUUACAAUAGCCAUUCUUCCCCCUAAAGUCACGUCCUGUACCGUCACAAACCCGCUUGCUGCCGCGAUUCCGGCGGCGCGCAGCGUAACCCAAUCCACGUCACCGGAGAACAAGCACAAGCGCGCAUUGGAGAGCGGGCCAUUAGAGAGCACGCACAAGCGCACCAGUUCCGUCCGCUUCGCCGACGACCAUGACGUGGAGCCGGGCGGAAGCGGAGAUGCCGACGGGGGCGGGGAAAGCGGAGGCGGAGGCGGAGGCGGCGGCGGAGGAAGAGGCAGCAGAAGAGGCGGUGGUUCCAGGGAGGUUAGCGAACAAACUUCGGCGGAUGACGUAUCGUCCGAUGGAAUAUCGCUCGAGUCGAUGAGCCGCGCGGGGAGCCAGCGGGAGCGCGAGGAGUGGCAGCUAGACUACAGCCAGUUCGAGGCGGCGCGGCGCGACCUCGACGACGGCCAUGGCCGGCUGCCGCGAAUACUCAAGCGGCGUGAGUUGCGCUGCUGCGAGCUAACGCUUGCCCUCGGAGUGGCGGGGCGGAACCCCGUGGACGGAUACUACCAGCAGCAGAACGAGAUGAUUGACGGAUUCAGUGAGAUGGACGCGCUCAGUGAGCAGCUGUUGCCGCCCACUCCCAGUGAGGUGAGGGAGGCGCGGCGGCAGCACCGGAACGAGUUCAUGGCGGUGCAGAUAUCCAACGGCGCCAACGUGUGCCUCUUCAUAGUGAAGAUCAUCGCGUCCAUCGUCAGCGGCAGUCUCGCCAUCCUGGCUUCCACGCUCGACUCGCUGUUGGACCUGCUGUGUGGGUUCAUUCUCUGGUACACAGCUCGCACCAUGCGCCGCACCAACCCCUACAAGUACCCCAUUGGGAAACGGCGCAUGCAGCCCCUGGGCAUCAUAGUGUUUGCGUGCAUCAUGGCAUCUCUUGGAUUCCAGAUCCUUCUAGAAGGAGUCCGCAAGCUCACAGACUCGAACCACUCGACGGACCUAGGGGAGAAGUGGCAAGUGUAUGUGGGCAUCAUGGGGUUGGUCAUUCUCACCAAGUUCAUCCUCUUCCUCUACUGCCGCCUCUUCUCCGAUGAUAUCGUUCAGGCCUAUGCCCUCGAUCACAUGAUGGAUGUGGUAACCAACACCGAUCACAUGAUGGAUGUGGUAACCAACACCGUGGGCCUCGCUGCAGCAGUGCUGGCAGGGGAGUACGCGUGGUGGAUCGACCCCGUCGGUGCCAUCUUUCUCGCCCUGUACACCAUGUUCAACUGGGGCAACACCGUGCUCUCCUUGACUCUUCAGCUGGCCCCCCACAAUACAGCUCUCCUUGACUCUCGAGUCGACUUAAAUGUCACCCACCCCUCAUCUACCCCUCAUUCCUCCCCAUCUCCGCCCAUCGCUUCCCCUUCCCUCCUCCCCCCAAUGCAGCUCGCCCUGUACACCAUGUUCAACUGGGGCAACACCGUGCGCGAGAAUGUGCGCUCUUUGACUGUUGAGUCGACUCAAAUGUCACUCACCCCGCAUCUCCCCCUUCCACCACCCGCUCCCCCCGCCCUUCUCCCUGCCACCCACCAGCUCGCCCUGUACACCAUGUUCAAUUGGGGCAACACAGUGCGCGAGAACGUGCGCUCUUUAACCGGACGGACAGCGCCGCCCGCGUUCCUGCAGAAGCUGACGUACCUGUGCUGGAACCACCACCGGGCAAUCCUGGCCAUUGAUACAGUGCGGGCGUAUACGUUUGGCGCGUCCUAUUUCACUGAAGUGGAUGUUGUGUUGCCAGAAGAUAUGCCGCUCAAGGAGGCACAUGAUAUUGGCGAGGCGCUUCAGAACAAGCUGGAGCGGUUGCCGGAGAUUGAGAGAGCAUUUGUUCACUUGGAUUACGAGGUGUCGCAUCGGCCUGAGCAUCACCACCACCUCUCCACGUUCAAUGUCAGCAACGGACCAUCUCCCACUAGCUUCUCAAGCGACCCAAGAUCUCCAUGA